This is a messenger RNA of Cercopithifilaria johnstoni, 408 nucleotides long. The record is from the annotation of a GenBank genome assembly. Lineage: Eukaryota; Metazoa; Nematoda; Chromadorea; Rhabditida; Onchocercidae.
AUGUGCUAUCCAACUUUUCGUAUAUUCCAUAUAAUCAAUUUCUUUCAUAUAUUUAUGAUAUUUAUGAUCACAUAUCGCAGUUCAGAUGCAACAGAAGUAAGUGUUAAUGUUCAACAAUUUAAUACUUUUCACAAGUUUACAAAUGCAUAUCAUAAAACGGAACAAAUCACAGCUGCAAGCAAUUUUCGUAUUUGCGGUAGAGAGCUGAUAUAUAUUUUGAUUAAGAUUUGUACUCCAACAAAUGGUACACAUCCAUGCUUUCAAAGUUCUACAAAUGCAACAUAUGCAGACAUGAAAUCAAAUCGUAGCUAUCGUCGAGGUGUUGCGACAGUUUGCUGCAGUUACGGAAAAUGUUCAAAAGAAUAUUUGGCGACAUUUUGUUGCGAGAGAUCGGUUGUUGCACAAUGA